UGGAGCCCCACUGUCUCCUCCUCCAGCAAAUAAAAAUCCAUAAAAAGACGAGAUUUUUCACCCCCAAAUCUCCGAUCUCUAUUUCCUCUUCAUCGCUCUGAUCGUCGUCACAAAGAUUCCUCCUUUCUCUUUUGUUCAGAUCUUAGGUCAAUAGAGAGGUAAAGGGAGAGACUUUGAAGGAUGUCUUCGUUUACAGGAACUCAGCAGAAGUGUAAGGCUUGUGAGAAGACGGUUUACCCUGUGGAGCUUCUCUCUGCUGAUGGUGUUAGCUAUCACAAGUCUUGCUUCAAAUGCACUCACUGCAAAUCCAGGCUUCAGUUGAGUAGGUAUUCAUCAAUGGAAGGUGUGUUGUACUGUAAGCCUCAUUAUGAGCAGCUCUUCAAGGAGUCUGGUAGUUUCACCAAGAACUUUCAGUCACCUGUUAAACCAGCUGAGAAAUCAAGUCCUGAGCUGACAAGAACCCCUAGCCGAGUUGCUGGUAUGUUCUCAGGCACACAAGAGAAAUGCGCCACUUGCAGUAAAACUGUGUAUCCUAUUGAAAAGGUAACAGUGGAGAGCCAGACAUAUCACAAGUCCUGCUUCAAGUGCUCACAUGGAGGCUGCCCAAUCUCACCUUCAAACUACGCAGCUCUUGAAGGAAUCCUCUACUGCAAGCACCAUUUCGCUCAGCUUUUCAAGGAGAAGGGAAGCUACAACCACUUGAUCAAAUCUGCUUCCAUCAAACGCUCUGCAGCUGCUGCAGUCGCUGCUGGUACACCAGCAGCCGCCGUUCCUGAAUCUUAAAAAAACUCAAUAAUUAUCUCUCUCCUCUUCUCUCUAGUCUAAAUUGAAAACUCAAUGCCAAACUGAUUCAGUUUGUUUUCUUUCUUUGUGUGAGUGUGUGUAAUCUAUCUCUUUGUUUCCAUUAUUAUCUCUCUUGUUUGUUGUCAUGACUUUGGUAUCUAUAUUAAAAAAAACUGAGUCUUUCCCUUC
Messenger RNA from Eruca vesicaria subsp. sativa (arugula), 972 nucleotides. Lineage: Eukaryota; Viridiplantae; Streptophyta; Magnoliopsida; Brassicales; Brassicaceae. The record is from the annotation of a GenBank genome assembly.